AUGUCAAGUAAUGGGGCACCACCACCGUUGCCAACCAGAAAACCAAAGAAGCAUAUAAACCAUAACCAUCACACGGGUCGACAUGAAGAAAAAGCUGAAAAUGGAUCAUUAGAAAAUUCUUGUCAAGAAUUGAAUUUACGUCUUGAAUCAGAAAGACAACGAUGGCAAUAUAAAAGCCAAGCUGCAGAUAUUGAAGUUCAAAAUUUAAAGAAACAAUAUAUAGAAUUAGAGAAAGAAACUCGCAAAUAUCAAGAUGCUCUUGGAAAAGCAAAAAAUUUUCAUUUUGGAGAUGAUCAUAUCAGCAAUACAGUAGAACUUGCAAAAACAAUUUCUGAUAUAGUGGUUUUAUUGGAAGAAAUUACUACAGUUAAAGGAAAAGAU
Scutellospora calospora is the source of this 381-nucleotide messenger RNA. Lineage: Eukaryota; Fungi; Glomeromycota; Glomeromycetes; Diversisporales; Gigasporaceae. The record is from the annotation of a GenBank genome assembly.